CCGGAAGUUUAUGUAUCACUUCCGGCCUCAGGCUGCAGACUGUCCCUACAUAAACACAGUGUAGCAGGAGAAAUGCAGUCUGUUCUCCACUCUGGGAAAAAUGUUCAGAACUGUUUGAUCGGAUUCGGUUCCUGAACGCGAGACAAUGCCGUAUUUCGGGUGUGAGGAGACGGUGAAGGACCUGAAGCGGGCACUGUCCAAUCCAAAUGUCCAAGCAGACCGGCUCCGCUACAGAAAUUACAUCACGCAGGUCAUCAGGUGUAUGACUGAGGGCACGGAUGUGUCGAGCGUGUUCAUGGAGAUGGUGAAAGCGAGCGCGACGGUGGACGUGGUGCAGAAGAAGCUGGUGUUUCUCUACAUGGUGACGUUCGCCGGCGUGAAGCCCGACAUGGCCCUGCUCGCCAUUAACACGCUGAGGAAGGACUGUGACAAUCCCAACCCCAUGAUCCGUGGCCUGGCUCUCCGCAACAUGUGCAACCUCAGGAUGCCUGGAAUAAUCGAGUACAUCCACCAGCCUGUAAUGAACGCUCUGCGGGAUAAAUCGUCCUACGUGAGGAGAGUGGCCGUGUUAGGAUGCGCCAAAAUACACAACCUCCAGACCAACGCUGAGAUCGAUGGUGCCAUGGUGAACGAGCUGUACUCUCUGCUGAGAGACCCUGACCCUGUAGUGAUGGUAAACUGCCUGCGUGCUCUGGAGGAGAUUUUACGCCACGAGGGAGGCGUCGUCAUUAACAAACCCAUCGCACAUCACCUCAUCAACAGGCUGAAGGAUUUGGACAGCUGGUCUCAGAGUGAAGUCCUAACGUUCCUGCUGCGUUAUCGUCCCCGUAACGAUGACGAGCUUUUCGACAUCCUCAGCCUGAUCGACACCUUCUUGCUCAGCACCCAGCCGCCCGUCAUGGCUGCCACACUCCGCCUUUUCCUGCAAUUAGCCGCCGCCCACCCUACAGUGCAAGCUGAUUCCCUCAUGCGCGCUCGGGCCCCCCUGCUGGCCACCUGCGGGGCUGCAGCACGGGAAAUGCGCUUCACGGCGCUCUGCCACGUUCAGCAGGUUCUUCGCAGUCAACCGACCGCAUACGGCGGCCAUUACAAACGAUUCUUUUGCGAUUUCUCAGAGCCGCCAUACGUCAAACUCCGCAAAAUGGAAAUCCUGGUGGAGCUGGUGAACGACGAGAACGUUACGAUGAUCCUAGAGGAACUGAAGAGUUACUGCACUGACGUCUCUACUGAACUGGCCCAGGCAGCUAUUAAAGCGAUAGGUCGUAUCGGACGAACGUAUACCGAGAAGUGUUUGGAAAUUCUGACAGGAUUGUUGGCACUAAAGCAAGAACAUAUCACUUCUGCUGUGAUUCAGACAUACAGAGACCUGACGUGGUUUUGCCCUCAAAGCACAGCGACCGUGUGUCACGCUGUCGAAGUGUGUGACGAGCUUCCUCAGGAUAACGAGGGAAAACAGGCUCUCCUAUGGCUACUCGGAGUGCACGGAGAGCAGAUCAGUAAUGCCCCCUAUGUGCUGGAGGGCUUCAUAGACGGGAUAAAAAUGGAGAUCUCCUCUGCAGUGAAGAUGGAACUGCUCACAGCAUCGCUGAAGUUAUUUCUGUCUCGGCCAGCAGAGACUCAGGACAUGUUGGGCCGUCUCGUACACUACUGCAUCGAGGAGGACAGUGAUAUGUGUGUGCGGGAUCGAGCUAUGCUCUACUACAGACUCCUGCAGUGUGGAGUGAACGAAACCCGCAAGGUUCUCCUGGGUCCUAAAUCCGACCCGUCUAUGACCCUAAUUACCGGACGAACCGAGGAACCUAUCAAUCGCUGGGCUUCCAGCUUUAACACACUGGAUCCUCUUUUAGGAGCCGAGAGCCGUGCGCAGGACGUUCCUGCUCAGAUCUCGGACGGAGAUGGCGAAAUCAGAAUAAAUGAUCCGGAUCAGACCUUUCAAAAUGGAAGCCUGAGGGAAGGAGACGCCGACGCCUCACCCGAUACUUCAGAAGAACCAAAACUCUCUCUGAGUCCUCUGAUAACCCAUGACGCGUUUGAAAAGCUGUGGAUGGAGUUGCAGGUGUUGCAUCGGCAGUCUCUGGGCGUCCCGCGUCCUUCCGUCUCACCCGAAACACUAAACUCCGCCUUCCAACUGGUGAAGAUCCAGAUCUUGGCUUAUAGUCGGAGCGACGCUUAUCCCUGGAAGCUCUAUAUGUACAGCUGGAGCGGCGGGAGCGUGAUCCUUGCCGAGCUCCUGCACGACGGACCUGACGAGCCAACCUGCCAAGGCGACCUCAUGCUGUCCAUCAAGCAACACCCCGAGGAGCGAGAAGCCGUUGAAGGCUUUGUGUCUGUGGUGUUAGACGUCCUGCGCACUCUCAACUCAGCUGACUUAUUAUGAUCUAUUGGCUUUCAACCUCCGAUUGUUUAGUUCAUCCUUCAAACUUUUUUAUUAAUAAAUACAUUUUGAUUUGCACGUUUA
Silurus meridionalis is the source of this 2458-nucleotide messenger RNA. It is a transcript of the gene ap4b1, whose product is annotated as adaptor related protein complex 4 subunit beta 1. Gene Ontology annotation, molecular function: clathrin binding. Bases 146 to 2377 code for a protein of 743 amino acids. NCBI's taxonomy places the organism in Eukaryota, Metazoa, Chordata, Actinopteri, Siluriformes, Siluridae. The transcript has 11 exons. Gene Ontology annotation, biological process: vesicle-mediated transport; intracellular protein transport. Gene Ontology annotation, cellular component: membrane coat; clathrin adaptor complex. The record is from RefSeq and is a predicted model, not a curated record.